This is a messenger RNA of Geodia barretti, 930 nucleotides long. The record is from the annotation of a GenBank genome assembly. Lineage: Eukaryota; Metazoa; Porifera; Demospongiae; Tetractinellida; Geodiidae.
AUGGCUAACUACCCGAUGGAAGACAUCACAGGCAAGUGGGUUAUCGAAACCGUCUUGCCCGAUCUGGCAAUAAUGUUGAAGGUCGACGAGGUUUUGUAUUCGGGUCAUACCGGGUUCCAACGGGUUGAGGUCGUGCAUUCCGACGUCUAUGGGCGCAGCCUGUUGUUGGAUGGCAAGACGCAAUCUACGGAGCGGGAUGAACAUAUUUAUCACGAAAGCCUGGUGCAUCCCGCCAUGCUGAUGCACCCCGAACCUCGCUCCGUGUUUAUCGGCGGCGGGGGUGAGGGCGGAACCCUGAGAGAGACGCUGGUCCACCGCACCGUAGAGCAAGUGGUGAUGGUGGACCUCGACCAACAGGUGGUCGAACUAUGCCGGCAGCACCUGCCCCAUCAUCAUCAGGGGGCUUUCGAUGACCCCAGGCUUGAAUUGAUCCACGAUGAUGCCCGAAAAUAUCUGGAGACCACCGACCAGCAAUUUGACGUCAUGGUAAUGGACCUGGUUGACCCGUUGGAGGGUGGUCCCGCAUAUCUCCUGUAUACCGAGGAGUAUUACAAAAUCGCGCGCGCCCGAUUGAAUCCGGGCGGCAUUCUGGUUACUCAAUCCGGACCGGUGGGGUUCCUGAGCCUUCACGAGUGUUUCACGACGAUUUACAAUACUCUUGACGGUAUCUUCGUCCAUUCGGUUCCGUAUCAGGUACAUGUCCCGUCAUUCAUCACCUUGUGGGGGUUCACCCUGGUAUCUGAUGCGCCUUUACCUGUGUUGAGCGAAGAAGAAAUCGACGAGCGGUUGGCCGCGCGGAUAGAUAGGUCAACCCGCCAUUACGAUGGGGGCACCCACAUCGCCAUGUUCGCUUUACCCCGUUACAUUCGGGAGGGAAUUGCCGGCGAAACCCGAGUGAAUCGGGAUGAUUCCCCGGUAUACAUGGUGUAG